AUUUUAUUACUCCACAACUACUUUACAUAUAUAUCACACACAAACAUACUUAGUUUUAUACCUCGAUUUAUAAAAUGUGUGAUUUCGUACCUGUAAUUCUUGCCUACGGCAUUGACGCCAACGGGUACUCAUUAGGCGAGCGCAAAGUCAAAGUCGAAACUUACGAAAUGACCAUUGGCGAGUUUAAAAAACGAGUGGCCGCUGCCUUUGACGUGCCAUGGGACAGAGUAUCUCUCUACUACGGGUUGCACAAGGGCCAGCGCCUUGAGCUUAUUCCUGAGUACUGA
This is a messenger RNA of Kickxella alabastrina, 287 nucleotides long. RefSeq lists its product as uncharacterized. The transcript has 2 exons. The record is from RefSeq and is a predicted model, not a curated record. Lineage: Eukaryota; Fungi; Kickxellomycota; Kickxellomycetes; Kickxellales; Kickxellaceae. The coding region runs from base 75 to 287 and encodes 70 amino acids.